CUGUUUUUUAUUCUUCUUCAAACGUGAAUUCAUACCGAAUAACAUCAAAGUUAAAAUUGCCGAAUAUAGAGUUUUUUUAUUUUCAAAAUAGGAUUAUAACUCCUUUUUCGACAUCAAAAACUUUAUCGCGUCACGCUUCUCCAAAUCCACCAAAAAACCAUGGCGUAAUAAAGAACUUAUCAAAUACUUUAUAUAAAACACUAUCAAGACAAAAAAAGGAAGAGCAUAAUACAAAAAGAAGUUAUUUAUCAUUAUUUGAAGAAGCAUUGGGCCUUAAAGUAAAAUGGAGCGCAGAUUUACUAUCUGAUUUAUUAUUACGAUUUAAAAGUUCAACUGAAAUUAAGAAGAAAUCUCUAGAAUUAGGUUUAUCACCUAGUAAAUUUAAAAAAGUAAUGCAAAAAUUUGUUGGCGAAGUUUGGGAUAAUAAACUUACCAGAUGUAAAACUGAAACUUUACAAUCUGCUUAUAAUGCUAAUGGGAAAGAAGGAGUAAAAAGAGCAUUAACGAGUGCAUUUUUGGAGUAUAUUCCAGAAUAUAUGGAAGAGCAGGAUAAAGAAAAAUAUCAUUCACUAAAACAAUUAAGUGACUUGAGUUUUCCUGCAGAAUGGCAUCCGUCUGCAAGAGCUAUGCAACGUAAAAUCAUCCUGCAUGUUGGACCUACAAAUUCAGGGAAAACAUAUAACGCACUUCAAAAGUUAGAAAAAGCUGAAUCAGGCAUAUAUUGUGGACCCCUAAGAUUACUUGCUCAUGAAAUUUUUGAUAGGAUGAAUAACAAAAGUAUUCCAUGUAAUCUUGUAACAGGAGAAGAAAGAAGGACAUUAUUAGGAGAUCAUGUCCCUUUAACCGCUUCAACUAUAGAAAUGGCUAAUUUAAAUACUCCAUUAGAUGUUGCAGUAAUAGAUGAGAUUCAAAUGAUAUCUGAUCAGCAAAGAGGUUGGGCAUGGACUCAGGCACUCUUGGGUUUGCAAGCAAAAGAAAUUCAUUUAUGUGGAGAAGCUUCAGCUGUUAAAUUAGUAAAAUCAAUAUGUGCUAGUUUAAACGAAGAUGUCGAAGUUAGAGAGUAUAACAGACUUUCAAAACUUGUAGUAGCAAAUGAAAGUCUAAAUGGGGAUAUAAAGAAAAUUCAGAAAGGAGAUUGUGUGGUAACAUUUUCUAGAAAGGCGAUUUUUGGUCUUAAACAUGAAAUUGAAACAGCUACGGGUCUUCGAUGUGCUGUUGUUUACGGUGCUUUACCACCAGAGACUAGAGCAAUGCAGGCUAAGUUAUUCAAUGAUCCAAAUAGCGGAUAUGAUGUUUUAGUUGCUAGCGAUGCGGUCGGAAUGGGCUUAAAUCUUAAUAUCCGGCGAAUUGUGUUUGAGACUGUAAGGAAAUAUGAUGGGAAGGAUAUUGGAUAUGUUCCGAUUCCACAAAUUAAACAAAUUGCUGGACGGGCUGGGCGAUAUGGGUUUGAAAAUUCAGUUGGUGAAGUUACUGCUUUGGAAUCUCAAGAUUUGAGAUAUGUCCAAAAAGCAAUGGUCACACCUUCUAUUGAGUUAGAGGUUGCAGGAUUGCAACCUACAAUGGAAAUGGUUGAACAAUUUGCUCAUCAAUUGCCCGAUAUUAAACAAUUUGAAAAGCUCUUGGAAAAAUUUGAAGACUUAUCUCGUGUCGAUGGACAAUUUUUUUUGUGUAAUUUUGAUACUCAGAAGGCAAUUGCUAAAUCGAUUGAACACGUUGAUUUGACUAUACCUGAACGUUUUAUUUUCGCAACAUCUCCCGUAAAUAUAUCAGAUCCAAAACUUGUCACUAUUAUCAAAAUGUUUGCGAAACAUUACAGUGAACGAAAACCAAUUUCACUUAAUUCAGUCGUGUCUCUUGAUGUUAAAGUACCAGAAGAUACGUUGGGUCUAUCUCAUAUUGAAUUGAAACAUCGUAUAAUCAUGUUAUAUUUGUGGCUAAGUUAUAGAUUAUCGGAGACAUUUUUAAAUAUUCAAGAAGCACUCGAAAUGAAAUCAAAUUGUGAAACGAUCAUUCAUCAAUCAUUACAAUCAAUGAAAUUCUCAAGAAAACGACAUCGUAUAACGAAAUCCGAUGUUAAAGAUUCAAAGAAAGCUUUGAAACAAUCUAAAGAACGACGAUUAGCUCAAGAGAAUAAACCUAAAUAUUCCGUAAAAAUAAAAACAUUUGGAGACAAUUUAAAAAAUAAUGAUAAAUUACAGAAGACUACUACUACUACUUAAAGUUAUUAUUCAUGGCUUUUUUUGGUAUAAAAAUGAUCUACUGCAUUAUUUGUACUGUAUUAAUUUGAAUUUAAUUAUAUUAUAUUAUAUUAUGC
Molecule: messenger RNA, 2314 nt
Organism: Rhizophagus irregularis DAOM 181602=DAOM 197198
Lineage: Eukaryota; Fungi; Glomeromycota; Glomeromycetes; Glomerales; Glomeraceae
Biological process (GO): RNA catabolic process; mitochondrial RNA 3'-end processing
Cellular component (GO): mitochondrial degradosome
Molecular function (GO): RNA helicase activity; hydrolase activity, acting on acid anhydrides; ATP binding
Source: RefSeq, a predicted model, not a curated record